AGGAGGCCGCCCAGCAGCGCCAUGAGCUACGCCUACCUGUUCAAGUACAUCAUCAUCGGCGAUACGGGCGUGGGCAAGUCCUGCCUGCUCCUGCAGUUCACUGACAAACGCUUCCAGCAGGUGCACGACCUGACAAUUGGGGUCGAGUUUGGUGCGCGCAUGGUGACGCUCGACGGUAAACAAAUCAAGCUGCAGAUUUGGGACACUGCGGGACAGGAGUCCUUCCGCUCCAUCACGCGCUCCUACUAUCGCGGCGCGGCGGGCGCGCUGCUGGUGUACGACAUCACGCGGCGCGAGACGUUCAACCACCUGACGUCGUGGCUGGACGACGCGCGCACACACUCCAACUCGAACAUGACCAUCAUGCUCAUCGGCAACAAGUCGGACAUGGAGCACCGCCGCGCCGUCACCGCGGAGGAGGGCGAGGCCUUUGCGCAGGAGCACGGGCUCAUCUUCCUCGAGACCUCCGCCAAGACGGCGGCAAACGUCGAGGAUGCCUUCAUCUCGACGGCCAAGCGGAUCUACGAAAAGAUCCAGCAGGGCGUGUUCGACGUGACCAACGAGUCUUUUGGCAUCAAGGUCGGGAUGGCGGCAGCCGGACCGAACCUCUACGCGCCGGCGCCAAAGCAAAGCAGUGGCUGCUGCUGAGAGCCUCCCCUCCUCCCGCCCGCCCCCCUCCCCCCUCCCUCCGCCUUAGCCUCGCCGUCCGCCCCUCCGCCGGAGCGGCCUACCGCCGCCCCGUCGCGCCGCUUGGCGCUCGCGCCGCCCGCCCGCUUUGCGCCCAUCUACGUUCCUCGCCCGCCGUCGCCCACCGCGACGUUUUUGAGCUUGCGAGAGCCGCGCCCGGGAGGGGGGAGGGGAGAGCGCCGGGAGCACGCGCGCCGCCGCGAAAAGCGGAGGGCGUGGGUGCUGAGUACGUGGAUGAGAGGGGCGGCGCGCGAGCGGGCCCGUGUUGUUGCUUAUUUGUGAUGAGCGUGACAGUUAGAACUC
This is a messenger RNA of Emiliania huxleyi CCMP1516, 990 nucleotides long. RefSeq names its product Rab2, rab family GTPase (gene Rab2-1). Lineage: Eukaryota; Haptophyta; Isochrysidales; Noelaerhabdaceae. The record is from RefSeq and is a predicted model, not a curated record. Gene Ontology annotation, cellular component: Golgi apparatus. The coding region runs from base 22 to 648 and encodes 208 amino acids. The transcript is spliced from 4 exons. Gene Ontology annotation, molecular function: GTP binding; GTPase activity.